Messenger RNA from Manihot esculenta (cassava), 2650 nucleotides. Its product is annotated as pentatricopeptide repeat-containing protein At5g48910. The transcript has a single exon. Lineage: Eukaryota; Viridiplantae; Streptophyta; Magnoliopsida; Malpighiales; Euphorbiaceae. Gene Ontology annotation, molecular function: RNA binding; zinc ion binding; protein binding. Gene Ontology annotation, biological process: RNA modification. The record is from RefSeq and is a predicted model, not a curated record. Bases 58 to 2028 code for a protein of 656 amino acids.
GUUGAGAGAAAUCUCCAUCCAGUUGCUUCCUCCACUCUCCAUCCAUUCAAUUCAAACAUGCAGCUACAGCUCUGGCCAAUGGACUCAAGCAUGUAUGUGCCUGCCACCGCCACUCGAGCAACUCACCCGUCUUCACUCUUUCCAGAAAUCACAAGAUGCAAAUCUAUCGCACAACUUAAUCAAAUUCACGCCCACUUCAUCAAAACCGGCCUUGUCCGCGACCCUCUUGCUGCAGCCGAAAUUCUCAAAUUUCUCUCCCUUUCAAACCACCGUGACGUCAACUACGCCCGUAAGUUUUUUGCUCAAAUUCAUGAACCCAAUUGCUUCUCUUGGAAUACCGUCAUCAGAGCUUUUGCUGAAACUGAUGACGAUGAUAGUCAAAAUGAUAGCGAUUCGAACCCAUUUGAAGCGUUGUUUUAUUUUUGCCAAAUGUGUGGGGAUGGGUUAGUGGAACCCAAUAGAUUCACCUUCCCUUCUGUGUUGAAAGCCUGUGCUAAAACCGCAAGGCUUCAAGAAGGGAAGCAGGUUCAUGGGUUUGUUGUCAAAUUAGGAUUGGAUAAUGAUGAAUUUGUUGCUAGCAAUCUUAUUAGGAUGUAUGUUAUGUGUGGACUCAUGGAGGAUGCCAAUGUAUUGUUUAUCAAACACGUUUCUGAGUAUGUUAACCGUAGCAAAUUAGCUAGAGAUAAGAGGACGCAAGACGGCAAUGUGGUUUUGUGGAAUGUGAUGAUUGAUGGAUAUGUCAGGUUGGGAGACAUCAAAACUUCCAGAGAGUUGUUCGAUAAUAUGCCUCAAAGAAGUGUGGUGUCCUGGAAUGUAAUGAUAUCGGGGUAUGCACAAAGUGGCCAUUUUAAGGAGGCCAUAGAUUUGUUUCACGAUAUGCAAAUGGGAGAUAUACCUCCUAAUUACGUGACUUUGGUUAGCAUACUUCCUGCAAUUUCACGGCUGGGUGCUCUUGAACUUGGUAAAUGGGUGCAUUUGUAUGCAGAAAAGAAUAGGCUUGAGAUUAAUGAUGUGCUUGGUUCAGCUUUGAUUGAUAUGUAUUCCAAGUGUGGAAGCAUUGAGAAGGCAGUUCAGGUGUUUGAGCGGAUACGUGAUAAAAAGAAUGCUGUUACUUGGAGUGCUAUAAUUGGUGGUCUUGCUAUGCACGGUAGGGCAAAGGACGCUCUUGCGUAUUUUAGGAGGAUGCAACAAGCUGGUGUGACGCCCAGUGACGUUGUGUAUAUUGGUCUUCUGAGUGCUUGCAGCCAUGCUGGUUUAGUGGAAGAGGGUCGUUCAGUAUUCAAUGAUAUGGUUAAUUCUGUUGGUUUAGAACCUAGGAUUGAACAUUAUGGAUGCAUGGUUGAUCUUCUAGGUCGUGCUGGGCUUUUGGAGGAGGCUGAACAACUUAUACUGAACAUGCCUAUUCAACCAGAUGAUGUGAUAUGGAAAGCACUGCUUGGUGCUUGUAAAAUGCAUGGAAACAUUGAGAUGGGUGAACGUGUGGCAGGGAUCUUGAUGGAUAUGUUUCCACAUGAUAGUGGAUCUUAUGUAGCUCUCUCCAAUAUAUUUGCCUCUCGGGGAAAUUGGGAAGGAGUUGCUGAGGUGAGGCUAAAAAUGAAGGAAAUGGAUAUAAGAAAAGAACCUGGAUGUAGUUGGAUUGAGCUUGAUGGAGUCAUUCAUGAAUUCCUUGUAGAAGAUGAAUCCCAUCCUAGAGCUAAAGAAAUCCACUCCAUGUUGGAGGAAAUUUCAAAUAGAUUGAGGUCUACAGGCUACAGGCCAAACACCACACAAGUCUUGCUCAACAUGGAUGAAGAAGACAAAGAAAGUACACUACACUAUCACAGUGAGAGAAUUGCUAUUGCCUAUGGUUUAAUCAGUACAAACCCCCAAACCCCACUUAGGAUUGUUAAGAACCUGCGUGUUUGUGAAGAUUGUCACUCUUCAAUUAAGCUAAUCUCAAAGAUCUAUCAACGUAAGAUUAUAGUAAGGGACCGGAAGCGAUUUCAUCAUUUUGAGAAUGGGGCAUGUUCUUGUAUGGACUAUUGGUAGCUCCAUGCCUCUCUAAUAGUAAGGUCCAACAAUGGCAUGAGAAUGAGAAUGAGAAUCUUUUGCUCUUGAUAAAAUUUUUAGAUUGGCCAAUAACCAAGGAGAAUGAGGAUGAAAACAAGCAAGAGUUUCAGCCAGAAAAAUUAUGCUUCACUAGUCAAUUAUUAAGUGCCAACAUCCAAGAGCACCAUACAGAAUUGAACAAGAAAACCAGGAGCAGGUUGGAAUUUGCGUGGAUUUUACUUCUGGCAUAGCUGCGGGUGCUUUUCCACUAAAAUCCGGUCGUUGCUUCCUGUUCCUGAUAUUUUUUUAUCAGAAAUGGCAUUGCAGGUGAUAAGACAAGAAAUUUACCAUGGUGUGUUCCCAGCAUGCUGAACAAAAGUUGCAUAGAAGAAGAAAAUCCCAGUUGGUAUGGCAAGUCUUGGUGAGUAUAAUAAUUACAUUACAGGUUCAGGUGGACUUGAUUUCAAGUCUCAUGCUGGUGCUCAAGUCUUCUUUGGAAAUUUGUUAUGAAGGUGUGAAUUUUAGGAGUAUAUACACUCACACUAGGGUUGUAAGAUAAUUUAUUAAACAAUCAACUGAAAGAAGUUGAAUCUGAUAUAUAUAUACCUUUAUUUCACAGUGA